Molecule: messenger RNA, 249 nt
Organism: Ambispora gerdemannii
Lineage: Eukaryota; Fungi; Glomeromycota; Glomeromycetes; Archaeosporales; Ambisporaceae
Source: the annotation of a GenBank genome assembly
AUGUCACCCAAACCAGGUGCCACCAGAGAUCAAGGGAAACAAAAUAAACAAAACACGCUUAUCAAAUUUGGGAUCUAUCUCAGAAUGCGAUCUCUGAUACCUGAACCACGUCCUGAAGAUACCUAUGUAUUCGAUAUCAUUCGAAUACCUCCAAAAGAAGAAAGAGUCCAAGAAAAGACAUACAAUGACGACCAUGACAUAUGUCCAACAAUAGCGUUGAGUGAAUCUGGCGCUUCGAAUUCGCUUCAA